AUGGCCAACACAAAGUCCAGUUACUUUGACAAAUUGAGGGCCAAACGAGAGUCUCAGGCUACUAAGGAACUACCAGUUAGUUCAGAGUUACCACAAGAAGCUCUACCAGUGAAAGAAGAACCACUUUUUGUCGAGGAUUCCGAAGAUGAGUUUGAAGAUGCGAUUUCAGUCCAGCGGCUGGAAGACUUCACCAAGUUCAAAGAUGCCCUCACCAAUGUGUUGGGACCACUAGGUGACCAUAUAAUAGAGCCGCUUUACCAAAAGUUCAGCGGUUACGACGACAAGGUGCUCUUGGCCAUAGACUAUCAUCUCAGAGGUGAUGUGAAGAUGAAAGUGCCCAAGUCUAUACCGCCAAUAACUCUUAGUAUGGAUGUCAAGAGGAAACGAACGCGUGGUAUCCAGAUGCCUCUAACCUACAACAAGCGGGCCAGCCCUGCCAGACCAACCGAAAGUGAAAGCAAACCGACUGUUACUGAAUGGAAGAGAUUCUUGGGGACCCUCUUUGCAGACGCGUAUGCCACAAGGCCAUAUUUAAAGAGCCUUCUGUACUUGCAGAAGAUGUCAAUAAGGAGUUUGAAACCAAGGGUUUUGACAGGGAAACAAAAGAAGCGCACGUCUGAUACGGCAGUGAUUCGACUAUAUACUAGUACUCCUGGAGAUGUCAGUGAUGGAAGAGAGAUCGGAAGACUAAAGGAGGAUUUAACCCGUAUUUUGGCGCCGUUGCUAGACCUCUGCAUCUUUGAGUUUGAGGUGACAGUGGCACUUGAAACUACCAAGAGGCUCAUGAUUGGUGACGAAUUUUACGUGAAAAUUGACUGUUUUUUGACUAGUGGAGCGUUCGAGAAGACAAAAUCUCCUAUCAAUGAGCUCGACACCAUGAAGGAGACACGAACAAACAUAACAAACGAGACGGAAGAAGAGUCGAACUUACGGCUUCGGAAGUUUGCUGUAGCUGCUUUAUUUUCGAGAUUGCAAAUACGACCUGUUAAAGCCAAGGACAGUCUUGGUGCUACACAGGUCAAUAGUAGCGAUGAAAACCCACAUCAAAUCAUUGAUUUAGAUAGUGAUGAAGACGACCUUGAAAAUAAUGAGUUGAGUCUCGAUGAGUUACAAACGUUCUAUUCGGAAAACCAGCAGUCAGAGAUGUUGAAGGCUUUACCUAAUACCACCACCCCUCCAGCUGAGAACUUCUCUCUACAAUUGAGGGAGUAUCAGAAACUAGGAUUGUCUUGGAUGCUUGCUCGAGAGAAAGAGUUGGACGUUUUGAAGUCUCUUAACAGCUCUGGUUCCGACUUGGAAGAGUCUUUUACACUGCAAUCGAUCGAUGAAUUACAGUUGAUGGAAGACGGAGUAAUGAAUCCUCUUUGGAAGACUUUCAGGUGGCCCAAGUUAGAAUCCAAAGAUGUCCAUUCUGAUGUGUUCUAUGGAAAUAUGUACAGUGGGGAGCUCUCUUUACAAAAACCAUUAAUUAAGUCUUCUUUAAGAGGGGGGAUUUUGGCCGACGAAAUGGGAUUGGGGAAGACUAUCUCAACAUUAGCAUUAAUUAAUUCUGUACCGUACGAUACUAGAUCGAGUUUCCAUGGGGACCAAUAUGCCAGCCAAACAACAUUGAUCAUAGUUCCUAUGUCUUUAUUAGCUCAAUGGGAAAAUGAAUUUGACAAGGCUAAUAAUAACCUUAACCACAAAUGCAUUGUGUAUUAUGGGCUGCUGACUCCAAACUUACAGAGUGUGUUACUAAACAAAACCAAGCAUAUACCAAUAGUUGUGAUCACCACAUAUGGAACCGUUGCAAGUGAAUUUGCUCGGUUGCAAAAUAGAGGUGAUUUAUUUGACUUUCCUGGAAUGGGGUUAUAUUCAGUAAAGUUCUUCAGAAUAAUUCUUGAUGAAGGCCAUCAGAUAAGAAAUAGAACCAACGAGUCUUCCAAAGCAAUAUUCCAAUUACAGCUGAGUAGGAAGUGGAUUCUCACCGGUACACCAAUUAUCAAUGGAUUGGACGAUUUAUACUCUUUAGCAAAAUUCUUGGAGCUUGAGCCUUGGAGUAACCUUUCAUACUGGAAAAUGUUUGUAUCUUUACCUUUCAAGCAGAAACAAGCGAAACAAACUUUGGACGUAAUCAAGACAAUUCUUGAGCCUAUUUUCUUAAGAAGAACCAAAUCCAUGAAAGGUGAUGAUGGAAACCCACUAGUUGACUUACCUCCCAAGGAAGUUGUCAUUGAAGAGGUUGAGUUUAACAAUGAUGAAAAUCAAGUGUACUCUUGGUUCAAGGAUUUGGCCUACAAGCAAUUUAGGGAUAAGUUGAAUUCUGGGGAAUCGCUAAGAAAACAUCUUUGGACCCAUAUAUUAAGAUUAAGGCAAAUAUGUUGUCACCAAGAUUUGAUUAAAAGCCUCAUUACCGAUAUGAAAGAGCAGAAUUUACUUCCCGAGGACACAGUUGAACAUGACAUAUUUAAGGAUCACACUGAAAUGAUGGAAGCAAAGUACAAAUUAUACGACAAAAUUGACAUUAAUAAUAGUGAAUGUUCUAUUUGUACCAAAACCCCUAUAGACAUGAGUGAAAUCUCCAUAACCACAUGUGGACAUACAUUCUGUUUGAACUGUGUGAUCGAACAUCUUGAGUUUCAGAAAAAGAAGAAUCAGAACCGUUCAUGUCCAAAUUGUCGGGGUCCGAUCUCAACAUACAAAAUAUUCAAGGUACGAGAUAAGAAAGACUUCGAUUUCGAUAUCUAUUUGUACGAUCCGUCCAAAGUAUCAUCUAAAGUUCAAGCUUUAAUCAACCAUAUUGUUACAUUGAAGGACCAAAACCUAACGGAGCCAGUGAUUGUAAUCUCUCAAUUCUCAUCUUAUUUGGAGAUCAUUGAAACCGAGUUACUUCUUCGUGUUGGUGAGAAGAACAUUCGUUGCUUGAAGUUUGUUGGUAGUUUAUCCAAAAUUCAAAGACAAGAAAUUUUAGAGCAGUUCAACAAUUCGGCUCACUACGGAAACCAAAUAACGGUUUUGCUUCUUUCAUUAAAGGCGGGUGGUGUCGGAUUGAACUUAACUAAUGCUUCUAGAGCAUUCAUGAUGGAUCCCUGGUGGUCUCCAAGUAUUGAAGAGCAGGCUAUUGACCGGUUGCAUCGAAUUGGCCAACAAAAAACCGUUAAGGUGAUCCGAUUCAUCAUGAAAAAUAGUAUUGAACUCAAGAUUCUUAAAAUCCAGCAGCGUAAGAAACAGUUGGGAGAAGUUGUUGCAGCCGAUGAAGAUGAGCAGCGCAGAGUUAGCGAUGAGGAAAUCAGAAUGUUAUUCGAAGAAUGAGCCAUAAAUAUUCAGAUUCGGCUAAUGGGUCCCAGACAAAGGUUGGUGCUAUGGUAAAGGAGAACGGUAUUGGGCAACAGUUAAGAUUAAAAACGUGUCCCACAAAAUUGAUACUUCAAUCUUAACCAGCAGGAGAUUUGCCGGAGUUGCACCGCAGACACUAAAUAAGUUUGCCAAAUCAGAGCCUGAUAAUUACAAAUUUAAAAUGUUGGCCAGUUACAUUGUCAUUGGCCCAGGACUAUCAUGCGUACUCCAAGAGGCUUAACUGAGAGUUUUGGUGCAUAUUGCCACUGCUGCUAUUAUUGCUUUCGAUAUCUUCGUUGGUUCAGGUCGGGUUACUUUUGCAGCGGUACAUUUAAUUUAAGCGUCUCAACUUAAAGCAGGUACAGCCCCACCAGCACCGUCAGUGUCUCAGACCCUGAACGAAUAUAAAUGGUGAAUCUCAGAAUACAAGUCAGAUGGAUAUAUUCUAAAAAAUGUGUAUGAUUGAUAUAGAAUGUUUUGAAAUUGUUUCUUGUCUGUGGCAAACGUAUUGAUGAAGUGAAAUGCAUUUGGCGACUAAACUAAAAUACACGAUAAUAGUGCAAUAGGACCUGGCGUAGCCAUUUAUCAGAAGAGGAGGGUAAAGACUAUGGGACUUGGUUUCUCGUUGUUUAUAAAUUACUAGUAUCUUGUGGAUUGUGAACAAAGCAUUGACCAACAAAAUCACUUUGAAUUCCUGCAGAUACUUGUGGUUCGUAAUGGAAGUUAAUAUCAUCCUUUAUAUAGAUACCCGAUUGGAAAAAAUAUUUAAAGGUAUUGCUAAAGACAAUGAAUUCUGUCAAAGCUGACUCCUGGGUUUUGGUUAGUUUGCAACUGUAUCGAUUCCAGUUACUUCAAAACCCAACCUCUUAUGGACCUAAUACAACUGUUUUAUUUUUAAGAAAAGGAACAAGAAACGACAAAUCUGAAAUUUAAGCCAAGACCCAAACAAACAUGCAAACUAACACCAAAGCAAAGGUAUUGGAUGCCUGUGACCCUUCACCUUUGUAAGGUGAGGGUACAAUAAAGGUCUCAGCAGUACCAGUACUAAUUGUGCUUGCACCUGUAGCACUACUAUAAUCUGAGAAUUCGGUGAUGGUUGGCACCACAGAUGUUGUGAUUGCUUCGGCGACAUAAGUAGGUUCGUGGGAGAUAGGAGUAGAACUUACUUCUAAACCCGGUUUGUAAAUCACCACAGUUUCUUCGCUGUUUGAGCAUGUCGUGGUGGUUGUAGAGGUGAUAGUGGAAGUCCAAAAAACAGUGAUUGUACCGCAAGAUGCUUCGGUUGUACUAGAGGUUUCCCUAGAGACUCCACUGACAACACCGGUACUUUCUAUGCUAGUAGAAGUUAUCGAAUCCGAUGUAUCGGAAACCGUUUCAACAGCAGCUGAGCGGAGGAUUGUAGUUACUGAAGACUCAAAAGAGACUAAAGUAGUUACCGAAGUUGAACCAGAAUAUUGAGUAUCCGAACCGGAUAGUUCAGCAGUAAAAGCAAACGUCUCAGAUGAAAAGGCUGUGCUGAUGAUACUGGAAGAAUUUGUGUAAGGAGCCUGUAGACUCCUGAAAGAAUUGGAUGUGGUUUUUGAUGCUUUUGAAAUCCCUGAGCUGCUGAUUGCUUCCGAGCUGCUUGUGGAUUGUAAACUAGAUAACGAUUCCAAGUUGGUGGAGCUGUCGGAGAUAUGGGAAGUCGAACCUUCAGACGAACUUGAAGCUUCCGAUGUUUCCAAACUGCUCGAUGUGUCCAGACUGCUCGAUGUGUCCAGACUGCUCGAUGUGUCCAGACUGCUCGAUGUGUCCAGACUGCUCGAUGUGUCCAGACUGCUCGAUGUGUCCAGACUGCUUGCAGACUCACAAGAAGGCACAUUAUAGUAAAAUGGAAUAUCUGCUCCCAGCACCCAGGUCGCAUCAGGAUAUUGCACAUAAAGCAGAAGUGCAAGAGGCCCGACACUAUUAUAAUAAUCCAUUUUGAAAGGAUAGUAAUUUCCUGCUUCCAAGCUCACAUAAAAAUAUGCCCAAGUGUUUGCGUCAGCAGUUAAUUGUGCUUCAUCCAAUGACGUCUUGUACCCAUCACAAGCACAAUCUGAAGCACUAUUUUUACCAAUGAAAAUAGCAAUAAAAUCAUCGAUAUCUGUAAGCUCAAAUGAAUAUUCUCCAUCUU
Molecule: messenger RNA, 5470 nt
Organism: Yamadazyma tenuis ATCC 10573
Lineage: Eukaryota; Fungi; Ascomycota; Pichiomycetes; Serinales; Debaryomycetaceae
Source: RefSeq, a predicted model, not a curated record